CUAGAAACCUACCACCUAACAUGUCUCCUUCACGAUAGUGGUGCUACCCCGGAAAACCUUCGUGCAACUCUCCUAUUUUCUAAUUUCUAUAGUGAAUACCUUGCACUAAAUAUACUAAAGAGGUUUGGGAUAUCAAAAGAGUACCCUAGGAGCGUAGUAGAGGCAGUGAUUUGA
Messenger RNA from Bipolaris maydis ATCC 48331, 174 nucleotides. The record is from RefSeq and is a predicted model, not a curated record. NCBI's taxonomy places the organism in Eukaryota, Fungi, Ascomycota, Dothideomycetes, Pleosporales, Pleosporaceae.